CUUUACUUCCGUUCAACUCUCAUCUAUUUCUCCACCUAUUCUCUUGCAGUGCAUAACGUGCUUUAUCUUGGCAGCGUAGAAGUCGAUCGUUUAGAGGACGCUGCUGCUGUACGACGCGCCGUUUCGCAGUUAUUUGCGAUUGCAGCCAAUCUGCCACGUGGGCUUACUAAGCGGACGGAUGCUGCUAUUAAAGUCGUCCCAGGUGAAGGUAUCACCAUAUACGACAGAACACGUAGAGGCUUCGUCAAAAAGACACUUCGUCCUUCUCAGAUUCUCUGGUGUGGCCUUGAUCCAGAGAAUAGAGAGUUCAAUGAUGACGAAUUGAAGUCAAGAGGCAUACAUGAUGCAAAGUAA
Molecule: messenger RNA, 354 nt
Organism: Protopolystoma xenopodis
Lineage: Eukaryota; Metazoa; Platyhelminthes; Monogenea; Polystomatidea; Polystomatidae
Source: the annotation of a GenBank genome assembly